AUGGCAGUGACAACCACAUUGACAUGGAAUGAGGAAAGAAGUUUUCAAAAGCUGCUUGGAAAUGUUUCUCUGAGACUUCUUUAUAAGUCUAGUGUCCAUGGAGAAAACACUGUAGAAAUGCAGAAUAGGUGCCAUUGUCAAGGACCCAUUGUAACAGUGAUUUAUCAUUCCCACAAUAUUUUUGGUAUCUUUAUGCUUGGGCAUAGUUCUGAAAAGUCCAAAAGUUUUAUAGAGCCAAAUGAUUCCUUCUUUUUUUCACUUCAAAAGAAUGAAACAAUGGAAAUGAAAACUGUAGUUUUAAAUUCAACAGUGACAAUUUCCUAUAAUACCCUGGAAUUCAAUAUCUCUAGUUAUGACAAACAAUAUUUAGUUCUAAAUUUCAGCACAAAAUGCAUUUGUAUAGCUAGAGUUUUAGAGCAAGAGUUAAGAGUAAAAUGUAACCCAAUGUUCCCACGUUUAGAAUGUGAAGUUUUUCGAGUUGAAGGAAUUAAGGAUGAGGCAGGCUACAUAAACAGGAUAACAAGAGCCACACAGCACAGAAAUAGUCUCCUAGCAGAUGUCAGAGCCUACAGUCCCUAUGCAGACUUGGUUUCAGAAAUCCAUAUUCUCUUGCUGGGUCCAGUUGGGUCUGGAAAGUCCAGUUUUUUCAAUUCAGUGAAGUCCAUUUUCCAAGGCCAUUUGACUCGCCAAGCCAUAGUGGGAUCUGAUGUCACCAGCAUUACUGAACAGUAUAGGAUAUAUUCUAUUAAAGAUGGAAAAAAUGGCCAGUCUCUGCCAUUUAUGUUGUGUGACUCCAUGGGGCUGGAUGAGAAAGAGGGAGUAGGGUUAUGUGUGGAUGACAUACCCCACAUCUUAAAAGGCUGUGUGCCAGACAGAUAUGAGUUUAGUCCCCAAAAACCAAUUACACCAAAGCAUCCUACUUUCAUCACCUCUCCAUCACUGAAAGACAGGAUUCACUGUGUGGCUUAUGUCUUUGAUAUCAACUCUAUGGACAAUCUCUCCCCUAAAAUGAUGGCGAAGCUCAAACAAAUUCAAAAAGAAGUAAUAAACUGUGGUGUAGCACAAGUAGCAUUACUUACUAAAGUGAAUAAUUGCAAUGAAGUUCUUCAAGACAACUUCUUAAAGAUGAAUAAGGCUAUGGUUUCUCAAAGCCAGAUACAGAAUGUCAGCAAGAUACUAGGCAUUCCUCUUUCUAGAAUAUUGGUGGUUGAAAAUUAUGCUUCAGAGAGGGAGAUGGACCCUUUAAAGGAUAUUCUGAUCCUCUCUGCACUGAAGCAGAUGUUCCGAGCUGUGGAUGACUUCUUAGAGGAUUUGCUUCUUGAGUAA
Molecule: messenger RNA, 1326 nt
Organism: Budorcas taxicolor (takin)
Lineage: Eukaryota; Metazoa; Chordata; Mammalia; Artiodactyla; Bovidae
Gene: IFI44L
Product: interferon induced protein 44 like
Exons: 7
Coding region: 1-1326 (441 amino acids)
Source: RefSeq, a predicted model, not a curated record